AUGCAGAGUUUACCCACCACAAAGAAACGUCGAUUGGAAUUAAAAGCUGCCAGGUUGUCUAAAGAAGCAGCGAGGAAUGUACUAGAAGGUCAAUCAUAUAAGUCAGAUAUUGGUCUUGAGGAGGAUGUUGAUCUUGAUGACAUUGAUCCAGAGCCUCUUAGGAUUUCUCCAGAGAGCAGCUGCUUGAUGUAUUUUGAUUUAGAAACUACUGGACUUAGUAGAACAUCUGACAUCAUACAGAUUGCUGCAGUUUGUGAAGAUAGGUCAAUCAAUGUUUAUCUCAACCCCAGUGUACCAAUCUGUAAAGAAGCAUCGGCUGCAACAGGUCUCAGAUAUGACAUGGGACAGCUCACUCUUCAUGGAGAGCCUGUGCCUUCAACAGAUCAAGUCAGUGGUUUGACCCAGUUUGUAGACUUUACAACAGAUUGUGCUUCAAAACCAGUCAUUGUGGGCCAUAAUAUUCAAAACUUUGAUCUUCCAAUUCUUCAAUAUCACUUGCAGCGACAUGGUCUACUUAAACGAUUUGAUGAAAAUGUUUUAGGUUUUUUGGAUACAUACAAACUUGCACAGAAAGUGUUUGACAAGAAAACAGUGGGAAAUUUUAAACAAGAAACAUUGGUCAGAUUGUGUUUAGGGAAAAGUUACGAUGCACACAAUGCUCUAGCUGAUGUUUGUAGUUUACGAGAACUGUACGAGUCAAAUUUAGCAUUCAAAUGUGAAUCUUCAGAUAUAUUUAAUAUGAAUUAUUAUAAUGUCAAGUCCUCACUAAUUCCAUUGAUACAAAGCAAAGUAAUUUCUACACUGAUCUCUAAAAGGCUUACAGCUAACAAUCUAAGCUUAAACAAGCUAAAACUCAUACAUAAGCGUGACCCCCAUUGUGGGAUUCAGACUGUCUUUAGUGAGGUUGUGUCUGGUUCAAAGACACCAAGAAUUACGAAGUCUCAGAAGAUCAUUGGCAAAGUUGUGGAGUAUUUGAACUCUUGUGUUGGAUGGCCUUCCUCUGAGGCUGAUUACUUUGGUACAGAGAUGGUAAGAUCCAGGCUAUAG
This is a messenger RNA of Saccostrea echinata, 1047 nucleotides long. RefSeq lists its product as uncharacterized. Gene Ontology annotation, biological process: DNA catabolic process. The transcript is spliced from 4 exons. The record is from RefSeq and is a predicted model, not a curated record. Bases 1 to 1047 code for a protein of 348 amino acids. Lineage: Eukaryota; Metazoa; Mollusca; Bivalvia; Ostreida; Ostreidae. Gene Ontology annotation, cellular component: cytoplasm. Gene Ontology annotation, molecular function: nucleic acid binding; 3'-5'-DNA exonuclease activity.